Molecule: messenger RNA, 1803 nt
Organism: Acinonyx jubatus (cheetah)
Lineage: Eukaryota; Metazoa; Chordata; Mammalia; Carnivora; Felidae
Gene: DYNC2I2
Product: dynein 2 intermediate chain 2
Exons: 10
Coding region: 16-1701 (561 amino acids)
Biological process (GO): intraciliary transport
Cellular component (GO): ciliary plasm; cytoplasmic dynein complex
Molecular function (GO): dynein heavy chain binding; dynein light chain binding
Source: RefSeq, a predicted model, not a curated record
GGCGGCGCUAUCUCCAUGGCAACCCGCGCGCAGCCCGCGCCGUUCCGCCGGGCGGGAAGCGCGGGAGCUGAGGCGCUGGCGACAGGCGGGGCUGCGAGCGCCGGGGGGCCGGGGCGGCCGGGGCCGCUGCAGGACGAGACCCUGGGCGUGGCGUCUGUGCCCUCUCAGUGGAGGGGCGUCCAGGGCAUCCGCCGGGAGACGAUGGUUGACACUGGAAUGUCCUGGAAACUCCUGAAAAAUAUGGAUGUCUGGCUCCUAGCUGUUCUGGCUAAAUUGAAAAGUUGCCAGACGGCAAGCAUUGCCACUGCUGAAGCGUCUGUCCAGACCCGGAAGCAUGCGGAUGCUGAGGUGCAGACCGAGGUCCCUGCACCGGUCAGCGCUCGGACUGUGGCCCAGCACGACAGCCCCAGGCUUGCAGCCUUUCUUCGGAGGGUGGAGGCCAUGGUUAUUCGAGAGCUGAAUAAGAACUGGCAGAGCCACGCUUUUGACGGCUUCGAGGUGAACUGGACAGAGAAGCAGCCAACGGUCAUGUGUCUGCACACCCUGGGCUACCCCGCAGCCCAGGGGCAGGGUCUGCAUGUGACCAGUGUCUCCUGGAACACCACCGGCUCCGUGGUGGCCUGUGCCUAUGGCCGGUUGGACGACGGGGACUGGAGCACACUGAAGUCCUUCGUGUGUGCCUGGAACCUGGACAGGCGAGGCCUGAACCCCCAGCAGCCGUCAGCGGUGGUGGAGGUGCCCAGCGCCGUCAUGUGCCUGGCCUUCCACCCCACGCAGCCGUCCCAUGUCGCAGGCGGGUUGUACAGUGGUGAGGUGCUGGUGUGGGACGUGAGCCAUCCCGAGGACCCGCUGCUGUGGCGCACGGGCCUGACGGACGACACGCACACCGACCCUGUGUACCAGGUGGUUUGGCUACCUGAGCCCCGGCACAGCCACCGCUUCCAGGUGCUGAGUGUGGCCACGGACGGGAAAGUGCUGCUCUGGCAGGGGGGCGGGGCGGGCCAGCUGCAGCUCACGGAGGGCUUCGCCCUGGUCGUGCAGCAGCUUCCGAGGAACACCAAGCUAAAGAAGCCUCCCCGGGGGGAGACCGAGGUGGGUGCUACGGCGGUGGCUUUCUCCGGCUUUGACCCCAGCCUCUUUGUUCUGGGCACGGAAGGUGGCUUCCCGCUCAAGUGUUCCCUGGCAGCAGAAGAGGCCGCUCUCACGCGGAUGCCUAGCUCUGUGCCCUUGCGGGCCCCGGCACGGUUCACCUUCUCUCCCCAUGGUGGUCCCAUCUACUCUGUGAGCUGUUCCCCCUUCCACAGGAAUCUCUUCCUGAGUGCGGGGACCGACGGCCACAUCCACCUGUACUCCAUGUUGCAGGCCCAGCCCCUGGCCUCCCUGCAGCUGUCCCACAAGUACCUGUUUGCCGUGCGCUGGUCCCCAGUGCGCCCCUUGGUGUUUGCGGCUGCUUCCGGGGAAGGUGAUGUGCAGCUGUUUGAUCUACAGAAAAGCUCCCAAAAACCCACAGUUUCAAUCAAGCAAACCCAGGAUGAUAGCCCGGUCUACUGUCUUGAGUUUAAUCGCCAACAGACUCAGCUCCUGGCUGCCGGUGACGCCAAGGGCACUGUAAAGGUGUGGCAGCUGAGCACCGAGUUCACUGAACAAGGACCCCGGGAGACAGAGGACCUGGAGCAGCUGGCAGCAGAGGUGGCCACCUGAGGACAACCGGGGUGGGGGUGGGGGGUUGGGGGCAGGAGCAAGCUGCACCUGAGCUGAGCUCUGGAGUUCCGACAGAGGCCGAAUGAAGACAACACGAGCUUC